UAUUGCUUUACGGGAAUUAUUGACAAAGUUGAAAAUAAAGUAACAAUAAAAAUUGCAACACAUCUUUCUCCAAAAUUGAUGAGAGUGCAAUAUGCAAAAAAAUGCAAUGAAGAAGUUCUUGAGACAUCUCUCAGAUACAGAAUCACAAUAAAUGUUAUACAAGGCGACUGCAAUGCACGUGUUACACUAUUCGAUCAAGCGGCAGAGGUAUAUGUAGGAUGCUCUGUGGAUGAAUAUAUUUCUUCAAUCAAAGAGGGUGAAACAGACUCCACAUACUAUAGAGGAUUAAGCACACAAGCGUACACACAAAUGCGCUUCAUGACGAUGCUCAAGUUUAUAAAAUUCGAUCAACGAGGAAAUCUCAAUAUCGUAGCAAAUGCAAUCCAAAAAACGCAACCAAUAGAAAGCAUCGAUGUUGGAGAUAUUGAAGAAGAUCCGACUCAAGUGGAAGAAAAGAAACAUUCACCCGAGAAAUCUAAAAAGAAAAUCCCGUCUAGAAAGAAAAAUCUACGAUGGAAUUGCAGCCCACAGAAUCGCAAAAGGAAAAAAGAAGGGUAACCAAGAAAAAGUUUGAUGACUACAUUGAGAUUACAAGUGACGACGAUCUGCCGCUGAACAACAUUCUGUUGCAAACCAAAAAUACGAACAAAAGAUCCUCAAUUGUCAAAAUCAAACAAGAAAAAAUUUAAAA
This is a messenger RNA of Salvia miltiorrhiza (redroot sage), 691 nucleotides long. RefSeq lists its product as uncharacterized. The record is from RefSeq and is a predicted model, not a curated record. NCBI's taxonomy places the organism in Eukaryota, Viridiplantae, Streptophyta, Magnoliopsida, Lamiales, Lamiaceae. The coding region runs from base 79 to 558 and encodes 159 amino acids. The transcript is spliced from 3 exons.